CACAAUGGCGUAUGACUUAAAAAAGGAGUCUGACGUUAAGGAAUAUGUGGAAAAGCUGGGCGUUGAAUAUCGCUUUGGCUGCUAUUCUGAAAAGAAACCGGAAGUGUGCCAUUUGCUGGGCGACUAUUUGGAGGGAAUUAAGAAGGACUUCGAGAAGGCAUCCAAAGUAUACAAAUCAACAUGUGACGACUAUGGAUAUGCCAAGUCCUGUUAUAAAUAUGGCAACUAUAGCUUCCUGGGCAAGGGUAAGAGCGGCAGCAAAGGCGAGCCUCGCGUCGCCUAUCAGUACUAUGAGAAGGGCUGCAAUCUGAACGAUUCGGAUGCUUGUCUGCAUUCCGGUCUGCUGCUCGUCUCACGCUCCAUGCCCAAAGAGAUUGACCGAAAUGUGCCUAAAGGUUUGCAGUUUCUCACCAAGAGCUGUGACAUGAACAAUGCCACUGCCUGCUUCUAUUUAUCUGGGAUGCAUAUUUCGGGCGUGCAGAAGAAGCCGGAGGAUGCGUCCACCGCGGCACAGACCAAAACGCUUAAGGACACCGAUUACAUUGUGCUCAAGGACAUGAAGAAGGCCUUUCAGUUCGCCUACAAGGCGUGCGAAUUGCGUAACAUGUAUGCGUGCGCCAAUCUUAGCCAGAUGUACAAACGCGGCGAUGGCAUCGAGAAGAACGAGAAGGAGGCGGAGAAAUAUAAGAAGCUGGCGCUCGAAAUGCAGGAGGAGAUGAAGAAGCAACAGGAGACGCUCACUUUUCAACAGGGCGUCGGCAUGCCAAACUGAUUUAUCCUAUCAAUAUCUACCUAUAUGUACAUGCGCAUGUAUACAUAUAUAUAUAUAUUGUUAUGUACAUGUAUAUAUAUCUGUGUGCAUGUAUAGUCAAGUUUCAUAUCCUUUUGUUUCUAUUAUCUCUACUUUUUGCCUAUUUUGUUCCGUUGAGAUUUCGUAAAGAUUUGCUAUAACUAAUUUAAGUGGGUUAUAUAUAUAUAUAUACUAUAUACAUAUAUGUAUAUAUGUAUUUUUUGUUUUUUCGUGUAUAUAGACAGCGGCAUUUGCGUUUUCGGCAUGUGUUUUGAAAAAUUCCUAGUUUUAAUUGUUAAAGUUUAAACGAUAAACCAGAGAAAACGAAGAAAAAAAAAAAAAAAGAAAAACAACAACCUUAUAUAGUCCCGUUGAUACCUUAAUUAAAUACAAAGAAACAAACCAAAAUCAAGCACAAACACAAAUGACUUUCAUAUAUACAUAUAUAUAAAGCAAAUAAAAAUCUGCAAUGAUAAUGCUAAUCAGAGCUGUGAAAUAUAAUCAAAGCGUUUCAAUAUGACUAGCUUAAAUAAUGCAGUCGAUUCCACAAUCUUUAGAUUGAUUUAGCAAUGUUCUAGCAUUAAUUCGGUAUAGUCUAAUUGGAAGUGCAAUUGGAAAGAGAGUACCAAUUAGAACAGAGGUAUUCACUCCAAUAAGUCAUAAGCGUAAACUCUCGAAUUGUGCAACAACGAGAAUGCCAAUGGGAUUACUGCAAUAUGAGGCAUGUAAUUUAAUAAUUAAUAAUUAAUUUAUAUAUAUAAAUAUAUUGUAUAUUGUAUAGUGUAUAUAUCAUCCGAAUAAUAUGACAUAUAUUUCUAUAAAGACUAUAAGUUAAAGCCAAUUAGAGAACAUCUUGAGAGCUUUCGUGCCAGCUGUGCGUGUUCUAUUUAAUAAGUAUUUAGUUGCAUACCUAAAUAUAUAAGGUAUGGGCUCUAUUGUCUAUAGUAUGAUUAAAACAUUUGAUCACGA
This is a messenger RNA of Drosophila mojavensis, 1759 nucleotides long. It is a transcript of the gene Coa7, whose product is annotated as cytochrome c oxidase assembly factor 7 homolog. Gene Ontology annotation, molecular function: protein binding. Gene Ontology annotation, cellular component: mitochondrial intermembrane space. The transcript has 3 exons. The coding region runs from base 5 to 772 and encodes 255 amino acids. The record is from RefSeq and is a predicted model, not a curated record. NCBI's taxonomy places the organism in Eukaryota, Metazoa, Arthropoda, Insecta, Diptera, Drosophilidae.